GCGUACCAGAAAGGGUUUGAUUCGCACACCAGAAAGAAACCUUUUAGGAAAAGAAAACUGACGCGCCAUAUUAAUAGUUUACGACCGUUUUAGAAUUGUUAGAAUGGAUUCCUAUGUCCCACAUCUGCACCUGAACCCUUCACGGUACCCCGCCAGAGAUGUCCGAGCGGAGGCGACCUCACGGCUGAACCACACAGCGGCUCCACUGAAUACGUCGGACGCGUCAGGCGUGGGAUGCGCUGGCGCCGGACCCGGCCGCGGCAGCAACAACAAUACGUCCAUGACGAACAACACGAUGAGUAGCGAUGCUAUCCCCGACGGCGGGUUUGCGGCGGGCGUUGCCCCGCCUUCGCCCAUCCCACGAUUCUACAAUGAACUGAAUGCCACCCACGGUGACUUCGGCACUGCCAACGGCUAUUCCUCGUCGUCGCAAGGGUGGCCAGGACAGUAUCCGCAGCGCUAUACAGACCCGAUGGAGGGUCGCAGUUUUCAGCCCGUCUCCGGCAGCGGCAGCCGUGGCACGCCGGGACCGUCCACCAUGCGUCCUCUCUUUGCCUCGGCAACCGCGUCGAGUCCACGCGACACUAACGUCAUCGCGGGCGAUACCGGACGUGUGCCGCUGUGGGGUACUGCCCCUUCCUCUGCCCCGGGUGCUGAUCUUGAACCCCGAGAGGACUUUCUAAAUCGCUACCGCCGCUCCUACGGAGCUGAUGGGCUCUUCACUAACGCACCAACCGCAUCAUCACAAGGCUACGAAGCACGGCGUGGGGGCUCUACGGUGUUCGGAGGCAGUUUUCCAAACACGAAUGCGUUCACCUCCACCUAUGUAGGGACCUCGACGGGAACCAUGCCCCGGAACAAGUCGACGUACUUCAGUAGUAGGGGCAAUGGCGCGGGGGUGUCGGAUUUCGUCUGGCGUGGCGGCACGCGAUCGCUUGCGACAGCCAACACCGCCCCUUUCCGCGAGGAGGAGCGACCGUACCGUGUUGACGGCAUAGAUGGGCUCGUCAACAGUCGCCUGCGCGCACGAGCGGAUCGCUGGACGGAUGAGAACACGGAUAGCAUAGACCGCCCGUGGCGAGACGGCGGCGACGACGACGUCACAAGUCUCGAUGCGGUGGCGCCACCGUCGGAUGCUGUUUCAUCCUCCUCCAGUGCGCGGCGCCACGCGCGCCGGUCCCGUCGUCGACGCGGGCGCCGCGGACACGAUGGCGACGACGGCAGCAUCAACAACGACGACGACGAAGACUCCGAUGACUCGUGGGACGGCGACGCCGACCCUCUCUCGUUCGCGGAUGCGGUGGUCACCGCCAUGGAUGCGCGGCCCGUCGUUCCGCUGGAGCUGCUUCGCAAGGCGCAGGAGACACCAUUUGUGUGGAUGCGUCAUCCGAGCCACGGCGUCCUUCUCUCGCUGCUGCAGCAUCGCGGUAUCUACCUGCCGCGCUACCGCGAGCUGGUCGACUACCACAUGGCGGAGUUGUUUCUGCACUACUUGGAUCUAUGCCGUGAGGGGGCCUUCUUUGUCUACUACGCACCAUCGAAGUGGCCCAAGGAGCGCUUUUUCCGUGUUCGCAUGCUGCCCGUAAAGCGGCUGGAGGCGGCCACGGAGCCGGUGCCCCACCUCGUCAUCACGCUUCACGAGUCGGGUGUGCACAUUCUCGAUGCGAUCCCGCUCGACAACUUAGUCGGUGUUACCGUCAGUCCGCAGGCGGCGUGCUUCCGCCCCUUUCUUGAGUCGCCGAACACCAUCAUUGGAUGCCGCGAGGGCCGCGGACACCGCGCGCGGAUGCCGGUGGACGGCGCCUUCAGUUUGUGGUUCUACGAUGUCGCGCAGCACACCUCGCGCAGCGUUGAUAUUCUCACCUGCGAUGCGAAGGUGUUUGAUAUUUGGACCAAGACCUUCCGAGGUCUGGUCAGCGUGAACAGCUCCUCCGUGGUGCAGGUGGCCAUGACGCCGCAGGGCGACUCUGCGGAGCUCUCAGCACUGGCUCAAGCGGCGCAGGAGCAGAGUGAAAUCGACCACGGUGAGCGCAAAGGCAAAUUCACGGAUGACUGA
Leptomonas pyrrhocoris is the source of this 2056-nucleotide messenger RNA. RefSeq lists its product as hypothetical. The coding region runs from base 104 to 2056 and encodes 650 amino acids. The record is from RefSeq and is a predicted model, not a curated record. NCBI's taxonomy places the organism in Eukaryota, Euglenozoa, Kinetoplastea, Trypanosomatida, Trypanosomatidae. The transcript has a single exon.